AUGAACGAAGCAUUAUUAAAAAAGGAUUCAGGGGGCAAUCGGGGAUCUGAUAAUUCAAUAAACGGAGGAAACCCUGAUGAAUUCGAUUCUCCUAAGGGCAAUCAGCCGAUUGUUUUUUAGCCUUAAGAUUAAAACAUGCUUAAAAAUCUACAGAACUAAGAUCAAAUCUAAUAUGAUUAUGUAGAUCAUGAUGAGGAGCAAAAGCUGUAGUAGAAAAUUAAACCUGCUGGAGAAAUUAAUCAACAGAAUGAAGAGUUAAAGUAAGGAUACGAGUAUUAGAUUUAUGACUAAGACGAGGAAAUGAUGAAAUUCUUUGAAGAAAAUUACUAAAGUCCCAGCAGUGAAAAUCAAAUUAGACAAACUCUCUCUAAAGGUAUUCUACAAAUUAUGUCUCGGAGACUAUCUGAAAUGAACGGCGCAUAAAAAGAUGAAGUCAAGCAAGAGGCAAAUAUUUUUGACACUCUGGAGAUAAUUUCAGAACAAGAACUGUUAAAGGAUGAGGGAGAAGAAGAAUCUAUGUAAGAUGCUAAUUAUUGGCCUUAGGAUGCUAAGAAUGGACUCUCAUAUUCAAAAAUGAAAUAUGUUAUUGAAACGAGACAUCCUAGAAGAGUUAGAAAAGGCAAAAGAAUCCCUUAUUCUUGGUGUGGAUCUAAUACAGGCUGGCAUUGUGUCUGCAAAAGUUGUAAGCACUCAGACCUCAGAGAAAUGGGAGUAGGAGUGACUGUUUAUUUCAAGAUGCUGAAAUUCCUGAUGAUACUCUUCCUUUGGUUUUCGUUUCUUAGCCUUCCUGCUUAUCUGUUUUACUACAAUGGGAAUGAGGUUUCAUAUGAUAAAUUAACAUUAAAGUAUUUUCUCUCUGCCUUCUCGCUAGGCAAUAUUGGCUAAGCUUCAAACACCUGCAACUAUGGAGAUAUAAGAUUGUAAGAGAAAAUAAAUUUCUUCUGUUCUUACGGCUAACUUGAGAGAAUCUAUGUCUAUGGUCUCUCUACAAAGAAUUCUUAAUGCCCUUCUGACUUUAGUCAGGACCUUGAUGUUGAUUCUAAGUGCAACUUUUAGGGAAUGGGUAAUAAAUAUGAGAGUUAGCUUAACGACAGAUUUGAAAAUGAAUGCAGUGGCAAAAAUCAAUGCUAAUUCUAGCUUCUGAAAACUGACUUCAAUGCUUAAUGUAAUUAGGAGAUUGACAAAAGAGCUCUUGAUCCAAGUGGAUUGAAACCUUAAAUUUAUGCUGAAGCACUUUGCCAAAAUCUUUAAGUUCCAAUCCCAUUUACUAAAUAUAAAAUCGAAAGAUCAUAUCUUGCUGUUGUAAUAGUAGUAUUUGAUAUUUUGAUUAUCCUCUCCUAUAUUAUGGCUAUCUCAAUUCUUGAGAAGUAUGAAAAAGAAGAAGAUAAAUUUGUAAACAGAAAGUCCUUAAAGACGGAAGAUUUUUCAGUAAGUAUAAAGAAGCUACCCCCAUCAGCUGGGUUCAAAAAUCUCAAGGAAUACAAAGCACUUCUCUGGGAUCAUUUAGAGAAUGUGGUUGCUAGAGAGAAGUAAGUGAUUACAAGACUAGAGGGUUAGCAGUAGGAUAAUGUAAAUUUCAAAGAAAUCGUCAACAUUUAUUUUGGAAUGACUAGCUACAGCAACAUGAAGAUCCUUCUGGAAGUUUACAACGAUAUUAAGGAACUAGUAUUUCUAGAGACUAAGAUGAAAAAAGACAAGAAGAAAAGAAAGAAGAGCUACAUUAGAAAGAUCGAAAAGAAAAACACAGUAAUCGAUAUAAAGUUGAGAUUGAUUAAGGAUUUGAAGCUGAAUGAGUAGGACAAGACUAACAAGAUUGUUAAUGCAUAUGUCGUAUUUAGGUCAAUGGAGGGCAGAUAGAGAGCUUUGCAAGCAUAUGAGGAUGGCUAUUUGACAAGACUCUUUGGGAAAUAUCUAUGUUGUAAAUACUGGGAUUACAAAUAGAAGAAAUUUUUAGACAAAUGGAUUAAAGUGAAACCAGCUAAAUCACCAGACAUUAUUCUGUGGCAGAACUUGAAAGUAGGAAACUGCCAAAGAUUCGGGCGCAUUAUGAUAAUAACUUUUGUCACUCUGAUUCUAAUGAUAAUCACAUUUUUGAUACUGAUCAUAGCAAAGAAAUUUGAGAACCAAGCUGAGGAAUACUCUCCUUAGAUUGAUUGUCCUGAUACCGAAGUGAGUUAGUAAGAUGCCUAUUUAGAUCAGUAAAAAGAUGCAGUUAACAGAAUCGGGCUAAUGCAUUGCUACUGUCUCAAUUAAUUCUACAAGAUAAACAUAGGUGUGAAGGACAUUUAGUUCUAAGAUGGAAAGGAAUAUUGUAAUGACUGGCUUAAAAAGUAUACUCUCGCUAAUAGCUUUGUAUUCAUAGUAGCUUUCGGCAUUGCCGUCAUCAAUAUCAUUGGCAUUGUGAUCUUCGUAGUAAAUGUUGACUUUGGCUUGAAUUUCUCAGCUAUUCCAGUUUUCCAAGGCAAAUACAAAGAAUUCACUGUGGAAUGGUAUAGAGUCGUUGGAACUACUAUUAGUGAAUAUGAAAAUGUUAACACUGGCUCUGAAUUCUUGAUGGAGUUCAGAUAUUCUUCUAUUCUUGCUCAGCUAUAUAUAAUUCUCAUGUAUUCUCCUGGAAUGCCUCUACUCUAUUUAAUAGCAUUUGCUAGUUUCUUUUUGACUUAUUGGUUUGACAAAUUCUUCUUAUUGAAAUGCUACAGGAAGCCACCUUCUCACACUAUUGAUCUUUCUUCAUCAACUGUUUCUUUGAUGUAUUACGCCCUUGUUUUCCACUUUAUCAUUGGAUUGUACAUGUACUCCAAUAUCACUAUCCUCACUCCGACUGAUUUUAUUAAUGACUUAUUCGAUUACAUUACUUUUGAUACGGUGACAUUUGACUUGCGCAGAUUUUAGAACUGGCACUGUGUCUUAUUUAUUAUGACAUUUGGCUUGAUUUUCACUGCUUUUCUGAUAAGGAACACUUUCUUCAGAUUGAUGUGCUGUUUUUGCAGGAUUUGCAAAAAGCAGUACAAGUACAAUGAUAAGUACGAUGUCAUUUCUGAUGACUAUCUCAAGGAACUGAAUUUCAUGCAACUCUUUAAAGAGUUUAAGAGAACCAGGUAAGAAGUUCUUGAUUAUUAAGAGGACUUGAAUGCUGGAAAGAUCAAUGAAAAAGUCAGACCAGCAGUCAUCAAGCAUAUAGCUAGACUUGAUCACAAAAUAGUAGAGAUUAAUAAAGUCUUCCUUGAGCUCUUCUAGAAGUACGGCAUCAUCAAUCCUGAGGAAGAUGGUAAAUAGAUGACUGACUUUGGCAAAGCAUUCUAAAUUGCUUUGAGGAAAACAAUGGCUGUGAAGGUUUAAAACAGACUUUAGAGUGCUAUUUGUACCUAUGAUAUCCAAGAUAACGAUUUUUACAAUGGAGUGUAUGAAGUUGAGAACUAUAUUAGAUCUAAGGAGAAGUAGUAGUAAGUUAAUGAAUAAUAGCAUUUGCUUGAGGAAGAUGAGUAGAAGGCAUAACCUUGA
Molecule: messenger RNA, 3501 nt
Organism: Stylonychia lemnae
Lineage: Eukaryota; Ciliophora; Spirotrichea; Sporadotrichida; Oxytrichidae
Source: the annotation of a GenBank genome assembly